Suncus etruscus (white-toothed pygmy shrew) is the source of this 1161-nucleotide messenger RNA. RefSeq names its product spermidine synthase (gene SRM). The record is from RefSeq and is a predicted model, not a curated record. Gene Ontology annotation, biological process: spermidine biosynthetic process. Gene Ontology annotation, cellular component: cytosol. The transcript has 8 exons. Lineage: Eukaryota; Metazoa; Chordata; Mammalia; Eulipotyphla; Soricidae. Gene Ontology annotation, molecular function: spermidine synthase activity. The coding region runs from base 102 to 1007 and encodes 301 amino acids.
GGGCGGGCGGCGGGUGCUGCUGCUGGGCACAUCCCCGUUGUGCUGCAGCCUGCGUGCGGCCUCCAGUCCCGGGCCCCGCGCCCCGCGCCCCGCGCCCCGCCAUGGAGCCCGGCCCCGCCAGCAACCCCGCCAGCCCCGACACCAUCCGGGAAGGCUGGUUCCGCGAGACGUGCAGCCUGUGGCCCGGCCAGGCCUUGUCGCUGCAGGUGGAGCAGCUGCUGCACCAUCAGCGCUCCCGGUACCAGGACAUCCUCGUGUUCCGCAGCAAGAGCUACGGGAACGUGUUGGUGCUGGAUGGUGUCAUCCAGUGCACCGAGAGGGACGAGUUCUCGUACCAGGAGAUGAUCGCCAACCUGCCUCUCUGCAGCCACCCCGACCCACGCAAGGUGCUGAUCAUCGGCGGCGGGGACGGAGGCGUCCUGCGUGAGGUGGUGAAACACUCGUGCGUGGAGUCAGUGGUGCAAUGUGAGAUCGAUGAGGACGUCAUCCGGGUCUCCAAGAAGUUCCUGCCCGGCAUGGCCGUGGGCUACUCCAGCUCCAAGCUGACCCUGCACGUGGGCGAUGGCUUUGAGUUCAUGAAGCAGAACCAGGACGCCUUCGAUGUCAUCAUCACCGACUCCUCAGACCCCAUGGGGCCUGCCGAGAGCCUCUUCAAGGAGUCCUACUACCAGCUCAUGAACACUGCACUCAAGGAGGAUGGCAUUCUCUGCUGCCAGGGUGAAUGCCAGUGGCUGCACCUGGACCUCAUCAAGGAGAUGCGCCAGUUCUGCAAGUCCCUCUUCCCCGUGGUGGGCUACGCCUACUGUUCCAUCCCCACCUACCCCAGUGGCCAGAUUGGCUUCAUGCUGUGCAGUAAAAACCCGAACACCAAUUUCCGGGAGCCUGUGCGGCCACUGACACAGAAGCAGGUGGAAGCGAUGCAGCUCAAGUACUACAACUCAGCUGUACACCAAGCCGCCUUUGUCCUGCCUGAGUUUGCCCGCAAGGCCCUGAAUGAAGUGAGCUGAGCCUGAGGUCAGGCCCGGAUAAGAACCUACCCAGGAAAGCCGCCCAGCUGUGCCCAGCCCUUCGGACUGUCUCGGGCCUUCGGUCCCCAAGCCUCUGCCAGCCGUGUACAGCCCCACCUCUGCCCCUCACCCAGCAACACGUAUUUAUAACAAA